Molecule: messenger RNA, 2068 nt
Organism: Vicugna pacos (alpaca)
Lineage: Eukaryota; Metazoa; Chordata; Mammalia; Artiodactyla; Camelidae
Source: RefSeq, a predicted model, not a curated record
UGCAGACCAGCCCUCCAGACAAGCAUUUCUACUUCGUCUCCCCUCCCCCUGCUAAGGUUCCUCUUGACUGGCCAGGGGAGAGCAGAGGGAGAAGCAGGGAAGGGUGCAGGCACUGAAACUGAGGCAGAUGGCCCAUUGGUGAAUGCUAGCUUAGUUACCUGCAUCUUUAAAAGGUAGCUGGUCAUCUCAAAUGACUGUUUCAGCUGGCGCAGUCAAGGUUUGUCGUGCUGUUCACGGAUGACCUGGGCCAUAUUUCCCAGUGGCACUCCAUCAUGGCUGGGAGUCUCGCAGGCAUGGUUUCCACCAUUGUGACAUAUCCUACCGACCUCAUCAAAACCCGGUUAAUUGUGCAGAACAUGCUGGAACCAUCUUACAGGGGAAUCUUCCAUGCUUUUUCUACUAUUUAUCAACAGGAAGGCUUCCUGGCCUUUUAUCGAGGGGUUUCCCUUACUGUUUUAGGUGCUGUCCCUUUCUCUGCUGGCUCCCUUCUAGUUUACAUGAAUCUGGAGAAAAUCUGGAAUGGACCCCGAGAUCGAUUCUCUCUCUUCCAGAACUUUGCCAAUGUCUGCCUGGCUGCUGCCGUGACCCAGACACUCUCCUUCCCCUUUGACACUGUGAAGAGAAAGAUGCAGGCUCAGAGCCCCUACCUUCCCCACUGUGGAGGAGUAGAUGUCCAUUUCUCAGGAGCAGUGGAUUGCUUCCGGCAGGUAGUGAAAGCCCAAGGGGUCCUGGGGCUCUGGAAUGGAUUGGCAGCCAACUUGCUGAAGAUAGUUCCGUAUUUUGGAGUUAUGUUUAGCACCUUUGAGUUCUGCAAGAGAAUCUGUCUUUACCAAAAUGGUUACAUCAUGUCUCCCCUGAGCUAUAAAUUGACCCCAGGAGUGGAUCAGAGUUUGAAGCCCCAGGAAUUACGGGAAUUAAAGAAGUUCUUCAAAACUGGACAACUGAAGUCUAAAAAACCAACUCUUUAAAACUGAAUGGAUCUUGAAGUGCACGGACUGAAGGCAUGUUACAAUCAGAAAUAAAUGUAGCCUCAGAAUUGUGCACGCAUGGAGUGAUGAGAGGGUGCUCCUGUCUGCUGCUCUUGGAAAUGAGAAGAUUCAGCCAUAUACCACCUCUGAGCUCCUGAUGGCCCUAUGAACACCUGAGCCACCAGAAGGUUUCCCAAUAUGACCAUCUUAUAAUGGCAUCCCACCAGAUUUUAGAACAAAACCUAGCAGUAAUGAAAUGUGUAAUUUACAAUCUGAAUAUGAAUAUGUAAUUCACAUGACACCAAAGGGGGGCAUUGCCAUGACUCCUCAAAGCAACGUGUAGUUGAAAUGGCUGAGCAGAUAGCACAUUGUGAGCUCCACCACAGGCUCACAGCUUGCGCUAACGCACGUCAGCCUAGUUUCACCCAGAUUAACCCCCGGAUUCCCAAAACAGUGGUUCUGGAACUCAUAAUCUUUGCUGGCUUCUGAGUGCACACACCACAGUGUAAAUUAUGCUUAUCAGAAACUAAGUGAAAAUAUUUAACAUUAAACAUUACCACUGUCAUAGUAGAACCAUCCUUUAAAUUUGAAGCAUCUUAGGCUUAACAUUUUGUGUUUCUGGAUGGUAGUUUAUACCAUGACUGCUUCAUUAUGUCCCAAAAGACCUUCUUCCGUUGAAGUCAUGUGUAGUUCAAGUGGCCUGAAUUCUCUGUCUUUUUAAAUUGCUUUGCAAGCCUACCCUGAAAAUAAAUUAUUUAGUCAACUUAUUCUCACAUGUCCCCAUUGCCUAGAAAGGAUCAAAUAGAGCAUUUGACAUACAUACACAUGUGUAAACACAAAAUGUAACUAAACAAAAACACUUCAGGCUAAUCAUCUCUACUAGAUUUUUUUUAAACCAAAUUUCUUGUUUAUUCCACCUUAGGGAUUCUAUGUCAAGUUUAUAUAACUGUACCUUUUGAAUAGUGGUUAUCUGUGCACUAAAAAACAAUAUCUAAUGUUAAGUUGUUUAUAUACACACACACACACACACACACACACACACACAGGCUUUCAGUAUGUUGAAAGUAUUUUCCCUAUUAAAUUUAUUUUCCAAAUAAAAA